Messenger RNA from Fusarium fujikuroi IMI 58289, 423 nucleotides. RefSeq lists its product as uncharacterized. Bases 1 to 423 code for a protein of 140 amino acids. The record is from RefSeq and is a predicted model, not a curated record. NCBI's taxonomy places the organism in Eukaryota, Fungi, Ascomycota, Sordariomycetes, Hypocreales, Nectriaceae. The transcript has a single exon.
AUGCGAAACCUUUUCUUUGAAAAGGUGUUCUUUGCCUGUAACUCAGAUAACAACAUGAUCGCUAUGCCUAUCUUAAACGUCAAGAAACUCAAGGAAACGUCUGUAGCCGCCAGCUACUUCAUCAAGAAUCUACCCGUCACGCCAUCAAAACAGAAGCAAGGCCAAGACUUCCAGACAAACCCCCAUCGCAUGGCCAACGCUAGUGCAUACUUGAACAUCUCAUUUAAGGCAAACUCUCAAGGCAAGGAUUUUAAGACUUGCUGGAAGGAUGAGGGUGGCCUCACUGUAAGCGCCGAGUGUGUCAGGUUUAAAGAUAGAUACACAAUGGCAAAGGCCAUUGAGGCUGCCAUUGUGAACUGGGAUAUGUGCGAGAGAACCCGCGUCGACGAGUACAACUCCGAGCUUAUCAUUUCCCUUGCAUGA